Messenger RNA from Ylistrum balloti, 5050 nucleotides. RefSeq lists its product as uncharacterized. The coding region runs from base 818 to 1615 and encodes 265 amino acids. The transcript is spliced from 3 exons. The record is from RefSeq and is a predicted model, not a curated record. NCBI's taxonomy places the organism in Eukaryota, Metazoa, Mollusca, Bivalvia, Pectinida, Pectinidae. Gene Ontology annotation, molecular function: GTP binding; GTPase activity.
GGGUGUUAGUUCAGUGCCGGUGAGUAAAUGACUUCUUGAACUAUCGAGAAAAUGGCAAUGCCAUGGCUAUGUAUACUUAGAGGAGUUGGUCUCGAGACCACGUGUCUUCGUAAACAAACAAAGGAACUGGGGCAGAAACUCAGCUGAUAGGGCAAGACAUUUCACGUCCAGUGCGCGUUCACAUCAUGUGACUCAUUCACUAAUUAGUGAGCAGUUUUCCCUACCACUUAUCACCAAUAUUUUGUCUUUGAAAAGCCUAAUAAACAACUGCUGAUAGUUAAAGCAGUGCUUGCUACUGGUGUUGGCCUUUAUUUAUGGCUGAAGUGGGGAGCACGCCAUCGGAAAGCCAAGUAAAGUGCCUGGAGCUUUAUUUCGUUUUUGUGUAAAGUUUUAAUACUUGUGUCGUUGAGGUCACGGAACCCUGUCUGGUAAGGAGUUAUUGAACAGUCCUGAAUGUUGUCAGUCCAGCAGCUGUAGCCAGGAAGGAGCGCGCUAUUCAAACGAGUUAGUGUUGUCGUUGGAGAGGCCGAUCCGCUUUGAGAAGUCAUUGUUUGACUCUGUGUAUAAUGUCAGAAAUAUAAUUUACAUGUUAAAAGUUCAGGUUGAGUUGUUAAUGUGGCUAUUUGUCUACUGUGGAUAUAUGGCCUUUACCAAGGAAACCUAGAGUUAGUCAUGUGACGUCUGUCGAUACUGCUGCAGCUGAUCUAGCGAUAGUGAUGGAGACUACACAUUUACAUUAAGAGUCUAAACGAAAUCAGCGGUAGUGUGGACGACUAACGUUAACUUUUAAGGGAGAACUACGUUAAACAAGAAGAAAAUGUCGCUAAAUUGUACAGCGGCGUUGCUUCCGCACCAGAAAAAGAAACCGACUAUGGCUGUACAGCCCCGACAGAAGAAAUCCUUGACCAAUGGAGUGGACCCUGCGAUCGUAACUACGUACUCCUACACCUUCAUGGAAAACAACAACCGCAGACCGUCCAGACCAGUGAUGGCCUCCGGACCACCAAACUACAAAGUGAUUCUGUGUGGGGAAUACGGAGUAGGAAAGAGUUCUAUAUUCCGGAGGUUCAUGAAUGACACAUUCACAACAGAAACAGGAAAGAAGUCCACUGUUGGGCUGGAUCAGAGUAGCCAGUUAUUCAAUAUCAAUGGAAUGGAUGUGAAAAUGUCAUUGUGGGAUACUGGUGGUAUGGAGAGAAUGAGUUUCAUUGGUUCCAGUUAUUACCGUGGGGCAAAUGCUGCCCUGUUGUGUUAUAGUGUGCUCAAUAGAGACACCUUUACCAUCCUGUCACAGUACAUCUUAGACAUUGUCAUGAAUGCAGAGGGAGCCAAAAUAUUCUUGUGUGGAAAUAUGGCAGACUGCGAUGGAGAGGACAAAGUCACGGAGGCCGACAUUGAAAACUUUAUUCGUGAAUGUGGUGAUGUGCUGUCGGGUGUAUAUUCCAUAUCCUGUAAGGAAAAUGAAGGAGUUUAUGACAUGUUCAAAGACAUGGCUCGUGUGCUGCAUGAGGAAGCCAUGGGCCGCAUGACAUUACGAAAGGAGUUACAUGUGAUCAGACCAGGGGAAACACCGGAGGAAACGAAUCAUCACAAGAAAAAAUGUUGUAGCUCUUGAUAGGGGUGUCUUAAUCAUAUCAUACAAAUUUACGUAAAGGAGAUAUAUUUCAUACAGGCUAAUUGUGCCUUUGUGUAAUCGAUCAGGACUCCGAGUGCCUUUCAGUGUAGGUGUGGAUAUUAACAACACCAGCUGCCUAAUGUCUAUAUACUGCAGCUAAUUUUACAUAUGAGGAUCAACUUUAAAGUGAAGUAUUCAUCACAUAUCUUCUUGAAAAACCACUUGGUUAAUUAGAUUUUAAUUAAUGUGUGGGGUUUAUAAAUAGAUUGAAGUAAAGUUUUCUGAAAUUGAAUUUACACUCUUUAGUUCUAAAAUUUGAAAAAUAUCCUUUGAAGUAUGCAAGUGUUAACUUUCAAUUUGUUGCUGUUAAAGAGAUGGACCUGGUGUGUCCAAUCAAAGUCCAUUUUUAAAGCGAUUUUCUGAUGUUUUUUGUUUCAUGAUCAUCAGUAAUACCAUACUUGUCCAGCAAUAAGCCCAUGUCUGUUAAUAAGCCCACCCAUGUCUGUUACAGUUUGAUAAGAAACUUACAAUCAGCCCAAUUCUCUACUUUGAGUUAGGUAUUGGCCCCACAGGCCUAUUUUCAGGGUAAACACAAUGAUCGACCUUUCCUGUUCUGUAUGACCUUUACAUUGUAUCAAUAAGGACUUGUAUGGUGCUGAGGAUUUUCAGAGCUCAAAUUUCUGUACAUCAUUUAUGUCAUUUAGAUAAAUUUGUAAUUUUAUUUCAGGAUCACUGAUAUUAAGCUGCAGAACAGUUGCCUGUAAUAUAUUCCAUGUCUUGUAUAGUUAUCUAUAGGUUAUAACAUUAAUAUAGAGAUAUAUUCCAAUCCUUAAAUGAUAUUGUUUCAUGUCAACAUGAUGAAAAGAAAACUUUUAAAAGUUAUGUUAAAUCUGGCAUAAGUACGUCCCCCGUCCUCCAACACGUUUGUUCCUAUAAUCACCCCGACACACAAGUCUGACCCCAAAUCAUGCUGGACCAACUUUGUUCCUAUAAUCACCCCAACACACAAGUCUGACCCCAGAUCAUGCUGGACCAACUUUGUUCCUAUAAUCACCCCAACACACAAGUCUGACCCCAAAUCAUGCUGGACCAAUUUGUUCCUAUAAUCACCCCAACACACAAGUCUGACCCCAAAUCAUGCUGGACCAACUUUGUUCCUAUAAUCACCCCAACACACAAGUCUGCCCCCAAAUCAUGCUGGACCAACUUUGUUCCUAUAAUCAGCCCGACACAUAAGUCUGACCCCAAAUCAUGCUGGACCAACUUUGUUCCUAUAAUCACCCCGACACACAAGUCUGACCCCAAAUCAUGCUGGACCAACUUUGUUCCCUAUAAUCACCCCGACACACAAGUCUGACCCCAAAUCAUGCUGGACCAACUUUGUUCCCUAUAAUCACCCCGACACACAAGUCUGACCCCAAAUCAUGCUGGACCAACUUUGUUCCCUAUAAUCACCCCGACACACAAGUCUGACCCCAGAUCAUGCUGGACCAACUUUGUUCCUAUAAUCACCCCAACACACAAGUCUGACCCCAAAUCAUGCUGGACCAACUUUGUUCCUAUAAUCACCCCAACACACAAGUCUGACCCCAAAUCAUGCUGGACCAACUUUGUUCCUAUAAUCACCCCGACACAUAAGUCUUGACCCCAAUCAUGCUGGACCAAUAUUAUUGCCUGAAUUUUUUAAACAUACAAGUCGUAAAUGAUGUUGUUUAUUACCAUGUUUUGUAGCUGUGUAAUUAUAAUUGGUGACACUUUUUUUUAUUCUAUGAUAUUUCCUGUCACAACAUCCUUAUGUACCAGUAUAACCAACAUGUAUUAGGGAUACUGCUGUCUACUUGGGAGGUUUGUGUCUCCAGCCUGCUACAAUCCUGGCAGACCAAACCUAGGUUCUCUGAUGUAUGAUAUUAAUGAUGAAAGAUGUGAUAUUGUUAUAGUUGUAGGAAAACUGAGCAGACUGAGGAUAAACACAAUCUACCACAAUCUCAAAAUGAGCAUGACUGUGUACACAUGUGUAGAUCUGUCUCUGAAAUUAUUUCAAAACAUAUUCAUGAAACCUAAUGAAAUAUGAGUUUGAAAUUGCAUUUUAAUCAGAUGAUAAUUAACUGUGUUGUAGUAGAAAUAAGUUGGCCUAAGCUCUGAACUUACUCAAUGUUAAUCCUAUGGAAAAUUAACUGCUGUUCAAAACUUACACGCAAAGUAAAACUUGCCACUGAAAAAAAUCUAUAAAUUAGAUGCUGUGGCAACUUUCUGCUGAAAUAAGUAUUAAAAUUAGAUGCUAUGGACAACAUACCACAGAAAUAAGUAUAUAAGUUGGUACUGUGGACAACUUACUGCUGAAAUAAGUAUUUAAGUUACAUGCUAUGGACAACUUACUGCCGAAAUUAGUAUUUUGAAAUAGAUACUUUACAGAGUUUAACAUUAAUGGUGGACUGUUAGAUUAAGUCUUAGGUGUGGGCUGAAACAAGUACUCAAAUUAGAUGCAAAUUACAAAUUGCUACUUAAAUAUGUUUUUGAAUUAGAUGCUUUAGAAAAUGUAAUGCUUUAAUAUAAAAAGCACAUGCUAUGGACAAAUUAUCAACAAAUAAACAUUGUAAGUGUAGAUGUUAAAUGCUUCUGAUAUUUCAUCUUGCAGUAAGAAUAAAGGUUAUUAAGAGUGUGUCAGUGUAAUGAUGUUUAUAGCUAUGUCAAUGAUGUCACUGACACUGAAAAUGCAGGUCUGGCGCAUUUUAUGUCUGUUAAGGACAAGUACAUCUCUUCAGCCUCUGCUCUCCUCAGAUCAAUAUUGGAUGGGUCCAGAUCAGACAAGGAUCAGUCUAACCAAAGACUCUGAGGGGAGAUCAGGUUUCAACAACUUAUAGAUUAAUGACAAACUCUGAUUGAUUGAUGAUGUCAUUUCUUUGUUUUGUAAUUUUUUGCCAGAACUUUGAUGCUGCCCCCAUUAGUAGCUGCAAUGUGUCAGUGAUUAUCACUGUUUUAUGGGUAUUCUUAUAUGGCAAUACUAACUGGCUGUCAUUACUGAUAAAAAAUCUAAGGACAAAUUGAUGUAAUUAUCGUAUAGUGGAAUAAUGAUAGUUAUGGUAAAUAUCUUUGAGUUUUGAUGUCAAAAAAAGAACAUGUACUGUGUGAGGUUUUUUUUACCCUAACUUUUUGCCUGGAGUUGAAUUCACAAUUUCAGUUGAAACCAUAUUAAGCCAUCUCUGCUGCUAGUGAUAAUAAUGCUUGUAUAACCAUGUUGUAAAUGAAGGUACAAGCAUAUACUAAUGGAUGAAAAGGUGAUGGUUAGCGAUAAGUGUUAAUGCAAUAUUAUAUUACCUGAUUUGAUUACAUCUACCAUACAUUAUGUAAUACUUUCUGGUAAUUAUUGUAUCCAGAUGACAAUUGUGAAUACAUGUAGAUUUUUGUCUGGAGAAAAUGAAUAAAAUUACAAUUUAA